UUUUCCACGCAUUUCCAGCCACGGAGUUUUACGCAAGUCCAGAGAGGGUGUCUCCCAUGAGAGAGUCUCCAGUUGUCUGCAUGCAGGGAAUGACGACUCCUUUCAAGACGACUAAAGCUUUAAAGGUCAAGAAGGAGGCGGGCGAGAAUGCCCCGGCCCUCAGCGACGACGAGCUGGUGGCCAUGUCCGUGCGGGAGCUCAACCAGCACCUGCGCGGGCUGACCAAGGACGACGUGGUGCGGCUGAAGCAGCGGCGGCGGACGCUCAAGAACCGAGGCUACGCCGCCAGCUGCCGCAUCAAGCGCGUCACCCAGAAGGAGGAGCUGGAGCGGCAGAAGACGGAGCUGCAGCGCGAGGUGGACAAGCUGGCCCGGGAGAACGCCAGCAUGAGGCUGGAGCUGGACGCCCUGAGGGCCAAGUACGAGGCGCUGCAAUGCUUCGCCAGGACUGUGACCCGCGGGCCCCUGUCGCCGGGCAAGGUGGCCACCACCAGCGUCAUCACCAUCGUCAAGUCCACCAAGCACAACAACUCUGGCCACGCCCCGUUCUCGGCGCCGUCCUAGUCUCGACUGGACUGGGCUGUCCUCUUCCCGCCUGCACUGAGGGGAAGCUCAGUCGUCAGACUGGAGGACACCUUCUUUUUCUAACACGAGGCCUUCAAAGUGGGUCCACAUCAGAAUGUUGGGACAUCCAUCCAGUACCGGGGCGGCUUUGGCCCCUUCUCUCGCAGUUUACACGACGGCGCAACAUUCCCGACCUUUUUUUCCCGGUCGUGUAAGAGGGGCCGCCGCCUUAAAGCCGUCCUAGCAGAUCUCUUCUUGUCCGAAGAACACAUCAGCACAGCUUGGAUACUAAAAGAGUCCACCGUCUUCUUUUAAAACGAUCAUUUUCCAAGCGAAACCCGUCCUUUUUUUGAGCCUUUGAACCGUCUUGCCUUAACGCGUUCCUGUUGACUCCGUCCUGUCAAACAGAGGUUUUUUUUGCUGGAGUUUACAAAUCACUUCCCUUGAGCACUUGAGAGGAAACUGUCAAGUACGGUUUUUUCAAACAAUUGUAAGCAAACAGAAUUCGAGGUCCUUUACCAGAGCACUUACUGUGUGAAUGCCGAGAGAAAAGCUUUUCUCGCAGAUACCACUGAAGAAAUACAACUUUGUUCUCUGUGAUAUUGCAACUUCUUGUCCCAUACUUGCCAACCCUCCCGUUUUUACCGGGAGACUCCCGGUAUUCAGCGCCUCUCCCGAUAACCUCCCGGCAGAAAUGUUCUCCCGACAAACUCCCGGUAUUCAGCCGGAGCUGGAGGCCACGCCCCCUACGGCUCAAUGCGGACCUGAGUGGAGACAGCCUGUUCUCACGUCCGCUUACCCACAAUAUAAACAGCGUGCCUGCCCAAUCACGUCAUAACUGUAGAAUGAUCGAGGGCGAGUUCUUGGUUUCUUAUGUGGGUUUAUUGUUAGGCAGUUUCAUUAACGUCCUCCCAGCGCGGUAACAACACACAACAACAGCAGUCACGUUUAGUCUACCGUAAAGCAGUUCGUCUGCCGUAAACAGCAAUGUUGUGACACUCUUAAACAGGACAAUACUGCCAUCUACUGGAUAGCCUCCAGAACACUGAAAUUAAAGUAUUUCUUUUAU
Messenger RNA from Entelurus aequoreus (snake pipefish), 1632 nucleotides. RefSeq names its product v-maf avian musculoaponeurotic fibrosarcoma oncogene homolog K (gene mafk). Gene Ontology annotation, molecular function: DNA-binding transcription factor activity, RNA polymerase II-specific; RNA polymerase II cis-regulatory region sequence-specific DNA binding. The transcript is spliced from 3 exons. Gene Ontology annotation, biological process: regulation of transcription by RNA polymerase II. Bases 57 to 563 code for a protein of 168 amino acids. The record is from RefSeq and is a predicted model, not a curated record. NCBI's taxonomy places the organism in Eukaryota, Metazoa, Chordata, Actinopteri, Syngnathiformes, Syngnathidae. Gene Ontology annotation, cellular component: nucleus.